Messenger RNA from Hippoglossus stenolepis (Pacific halibut), 3192 nucleotides. RefSeq names its product spire-type actin nucleation factor 2 (gene spire2). Gene Ontology annotation, biological process: actin filament polymerization; actin filament network formation; Golgi vesicle transport. The record is from RefSeq and is a predicted model, not a curated record. Gene Ontology annotation, molecular function: actin binding. Lineage: Eukaryota; Metazoa; Chordata; Actinopteri; Pleuronectiformes; Pleuronectidae. The transcript is spliced from 15 exons. Gene Ontology annotation, cellular component: cell cortex; cytoplasmic vesicle membrane. Bases 110 to 2500 code for a protein of 796 amino acids.
ACCACCACCAGCAGCAGCAGCAGCAGUUACCGGGCGGACAGGACACCGGAGACCGGGAAGCAUCGAUGGCCCCGGUGCCUGCGGACUGAAGAAUGGGCUCCACGGUGUCAUGGCCAGAUCCAGCAGCAGAAGCUCCGGGCACGGGGAGCCGCGGGGCCCCGGGCCGGCGGAGCGCUCCGAGCCCCGGGAACUGUCUCUGGAGGAGGUGCUGAAGUGCUACGACCAGCCCAUCAACGAGGAGCAGGCAUGGGCCGUGUGCUACCAGAGCUGCCGCGGGCUCCCGGUGCCUCCGCCGCCCGCCGGCACCGGCCCCGGCCGCGGGAAGGAGCCGUCCUCCAUCCUCCUGCACCGGGACGGAACCGUGUGCUUACAGCGGGAGCCCCGGGUCCACGACGACUCUGACGAACCUCCUCCGUCACCGACUGCAGAGCGACAGGUGGUGCAGUCGCUGGGCGUGGCCAUCUACAGAGCUCUGGACUGGGGCCUGGACGACAGCGAGGAGCGGGAGCUCAGUCCACAGCUGGAGCGCCUCAUCGAGCGCAUGGCCGGCGAGGACCAGGGCGAAGAGGGAGACAGCAUCGCCGGAAACGGAACGACAGAUGAGGGGUACAGCGGACAGGAGGAGGAAGAGGAGGAGGAGGAGGAGAAGGGGGGGGCGAUAAGGCCGGUACGUACGUUCCGCCAGGUGAUGGCGAGAUGUGCGUCCCGGCUGUCCAAUCCCAGCAUGGCUCCAGAGCACUAUCAGGCUGUGUGCAGGGCUCUGUUCCUAGAGACCCUGGAGCUGCAGACCUUCCUCACCAAGAUCAGAGACGCCAAGGAUAUGCUGAAGAAGAUCACAACAGAGGAAGCUCUGGAAGAUCGGUCGACGGCCGAGCUGGACGCCCUGAAGAACAGAGACUGGGCCCGUCUGUGGGUGCAGCUGAUGAAGGAUCUCAGACAGGGGGUGAAGCUGAAGAAGGUGCAGGAGCAGCCGUUCAACCCGCUGCCCACAGAGUUCAGCCUCACGCCCUUCGAGAUGCUGAUGCAGGACAUACGAGCGCGAAGGUUCCAGCUGCGUAAAAUCAUGGUGGACGGUGACAUUCCCACCACAGUGAAGAGAAAUGCACAUGAGCUGAUCCUGGAUUUCAUCAGGUCGAGACCUCCACUCAAACCAGUCAUGGAGCGCAGCCUCCCCCCCCCUCCCCUGCAGCAGCCGUCCCUCCAUGACCGGGUCCUGGCUGGGAUCAAGCAGGAGAGGAAGCUCCGGCCCGUGGACCCGCCCAGCUCCAGACCUUUCGGCUCUCUGCCCUGUCUCGCUCAGACUUGUCCCUGCAGCGUCAAAUCUACUUCAUGCAUCGACCUGUCUGUGUCGGACUCGGGGCCCCGGGCCCCGUCCCGCCCUCGCAUCCUGCUCAAGGCCCCGACGCUGGCAGAGAUGGAGGAGAUGAACAUAUCAGAGGAGGAGGAGUCCCCAGACAGCAGCGAGCUGAAGCGGGUGGAGAGCUCCCCCACGCCUCUGAAACGGGAUCGUUCCUUCUCCGAGCACGACCUGGCCUUGCUCCGUGGAGAGAUGCUUCCUUCGCUCUCCGAGUCGGCCCAGCAGGACGGGGGGGUCAGGCUGAGGGGCCAGAGGCCGCGGUCCCGGACGCUGACCAGCGGCGGACCACCUCCUUACUUCAGAGCAUCCUUCCCGGGUCACAGCUGGGCGCCGUCCUCCCCGGCCCGUCUGUCUCUGAGCUCGGUGGACGAGACCACGGAGGCCUCCGAGGCGAGGUCCCGCUCCAGAGCUGCAGACGAGCACCAGUGGAUGGAGGAGUUCAGUCACCCGGUGGAGAGUCUCGCUCUCACCGUGGACGAGGUCAUCAACGUGCGCCGAGUGCUCGUCAAAGCGGAGAUGGAGAAGUUCCUUCCGAGCAAAGAGCUUUACAACAACCUGAGGAGAGGCAAGGUCUGCUGCUGCUGCAGAGUCAAGUUCCCUCUCUUCUCGUGGCCGUCUACGUGCCUCCUGUGUAAAAGAUCCGUCUGUGGCUGCUGCAGCGCGAAGAUGAAGAUUCCCUCGAAGAAGAUGGCUCAUAUCCCUGUGUACACGGUGGGAUUCCACAGCACCCCCAAGAGCCACGCACACAAAAGCCAAGUCUAUAAGUCCCUGAGGACUUUGUCCCGGCGCUCGGUGGAGGAGGAGUUUCCUCACCUCUACGCUCACGGCUGCACGCUGCGCGACAUCUGCGCCGAUUGCACCAAGUUCGUGGCCGAUGUCAUUUCUUCCAGCCGCCGGAGCGUGGACAUCCUCAACAACACCCCCAAGAGGGAGGCCAAGGCGGCUGCCGCUGCUCCGAGGCCACAGCUGCAGCAUCAGUCCCACCUGGAGACUUCCCCCAGCCUCACCUCCCAGCCUCACCCCAGCCAGCCUCACCCCCAGCUCCCUCCCCAGGCCCCUCAGCAACAGCAGCGACUUCACGCAUCAUUGCCUCCUUCUUCGCCGCAGCUCCGCACCGAGACGAUCAACAAUGUGAACCAAUGAUUAGAUACACACUGUUUGACUGUCUGACACACACACACACACACACACACACACACACACACACACACACACACACACACACACACACACACACACACACACACACACUGUGUUUUUCUUGCUGUUCGGUUGUAAUACUCAAGCAUCCGAUGUCUCGUCGCUUGCUGGAGUCUUAAACCUGUGGACAUGUUGACGUGGGGAGGGUCCACCUGUGGGACGGACGCAGCAGCAGAGCUCCUUUGAAGGAGCCUUCGAAAGAGGACAGGUCUUCAGACGCAGCUUCUGAAAUGAGACACAGUUUAUGAUCCAGUGGACUCUUCUUUAAAUGAAGUAUUUAAUGAAAUGAUGUGAAACGCUGUAUAGAGAGUUUUUAGUGAGAAUCUAGAGACACUGACUCACUCAUCAUCCAGCUCAUUAUCGCCCACAUCUCACGUGCACACACGUGCACAGAGCCCCCUACUCACUUCAUAGGCUUUCAGCAGGAGGCCGUUUUCCCUGCAGCUCCAGGACUUGCCUCCCUGAAGCUCACAGCUUCACAGGGAAGCUCUGGUGGUUAAACUCUGAGGUGGAGGUGGGUGGAGGCAUUUACUCGACAUGGACCCAUAACAUUUUAGCUCCCUGUUGUUGCCUUGUGUUUACUCAUGAAUGUAAUUUAGAGGAACUGAACAGGAAUAAAUUUAAUCAAAUUCUAA